AUGCGACUCCAUGCUCUGCUAAGCCUCGCAUCGCUGCUCCCCUCAGCACUCGCCGUCUUCGCCGAUGAUGCCUACCACGUCGACUACCACCACGCACUGCUAGGCCUUCCCCAGCAGCACACCAGCUUUUUCCAGCAACCGUAUGCAGGCUCGAAAGCCGCCCUCAUCUACACGCUCUCGGACAAGCUUGUGUUGGGCGCAGUAAAUCCAAAAGACGGACACAUAGUCUGGCGGCAAUCGUUGGCUUCGUCAGACGCUAUCAAGAGCUGGCUGAGGGCUGGCCAAGGGCAAGAUACAGUGGUGGCCGCUGUGGGUAGUCAUGUUACUGCAUGGAGCGCUGCGGAUGGAAGAUUGGUUUGGAGUGCCGAGUCUCUAUCAGGACCUGUUCAGGACCUGGAGAUAAUAGAGAUUGAGGACAGCGAGGUAUCUGCGGGUCCGAAAGAUGUAUUAGUCCUCUUCAAUGCUAGCACCCCUGUGGUGAGCCGGCUAGACGGGAAGACUGGCCAAGUCAAGUGGAGCUUUGAGGAUGAGAGUGGAGACGCACCUCUUCAAGUACUAGCCUCAGGAGCCGGCAUCCACUACGUCUCCCUGCACACCACUCUUCUCGGCGGACUGAAGAUCAAAGUGGUGUCUCUGGACCAGUCGACUGGACACAAAACCGACCAAUACAGCCUGAGCUCUGAGAGUGACCUGUCAUCUGUAGAUUCGAUACUGUUCGUUGGGGCCAAUUCCGCCUCUCCAAUCCUAGCGUGGACGGACAAAUUCAGCAGGGCACUGAAGGUCAACAUCGUGGGCACGAAGAGCGUGGCUUCACUAGAUAUCGAAGGCAAGGAUGGUGUGGGGAUCGAUACGAUCUCCCUCCAUGCCCCGCUUGCAACUAACUCAAUGCCGCAUUUUCUGGUUCAGAUUCAGACAGCUCAAAGCCACUGGGCCGAUGUGUAUCACAUCGACCUGAAACGUUCGUUGAUCUCAAAAGCCUACUCACUUCCCAGAGUGGCCGGCAAGGGAGCUUUCGCAACAAGUACAGUGGAUGCAAACGUCUAUUUCACGAGAAUCACGGCCGACGAGGUCACUGUUGUAUCGUCCGUCUCGCACGGCAUCCUCGGACGCUGGCCAUUAAAGGCGACGGCAGUACCCGAUCUCAGUGAUCAGCCAUAUCCCGUUUCGGCUGUCUCGGAGGUAGUUUCUCGAUCUGGUUCUGCCCAAGCCGUAAGGUCGGCUGUGCUGUUCUCUAACGGAGAAUGGGCCCUCAUCCGCAACGGCGAAGUGACAUGGUCACGCCCAGAGGCACUCGCAGGCGUUACGGCUGCCAUUUGGGCAGAGCUUCCCGAAACGGAAUCUCUGGCAGACCAGCUGGAGAUUGAGAGCCAUGGAAACAUACUAGCCGCUUACAUUCAUAGGGUGAAAAGACACGCUGGAGACCUGCAAUAUCUCCCCGGGUGGCUUCAGAAACUUCCCAGCAGGAUCCUUGCCAACUUCUCCGGCGGCAGCACGAGGAGGCCUCUAGAUGGUUUGCAGAAAGAUAGCUUCGGCUUCCGUAAGCUGAUCGUCGUCGCCACUGAGAAAGGCCGCAUGGCCGCCCUCAAUGCCGGUGGUUCAGGAAAGAUCCUCUGGAGCAUGGACACCGUUCCUCUGACUGCAGAGGAGAAGUGGACACCGCAGCUGCGGACCUCGUCUGGUGGAGCCAUAGCCGUUCAUGAUCAGGCGAGAGGAUUAAGUCUGUUAAUCGACGCAGCUACUGGAAAACUGCUUCCUGUAGAUCCUCACGUCAACUCAGCCUUUCGACACCCUUCUACUGGCGCUGCAGUCGUGUCGUACUCCUUAGCUGAGGGCGAGGUACGAGCGCAUACACCCGGCCAGGAAAAUCCCAUUCCACUAUGGCGAUUCCUGCCUGCGACAGACGAGAGCAUCCUCGAUAUCACGCCUCGGCCCGCUGAUGACCCCGUGGCAUCCAUCGGCAAGGUCCUAGGCGACCGACGAGUACUAUACAAGUAUCUCAAUCCCAAUCUUGUCCUGGUCACCGCUGUACACAGGACUGCAAGCACGCUGUCAGUCUACCUGCUGGAUUCGACAUCUGGCGAUGUCUUAUACACCGCCAGCCACAGCGGGGUCGACGUAACCCGCAAAAUCACUUCCGCCAUCUCAGAGAACUGGUUCACGUACUCCUACACGCUUGACGUCUCCUCGAGCUCACUGUCCCGAGGCCACCAGCUAGUAGUUGCGGAGCUGUACGAGUCCGCCAUCCCCGACGACCGAGGGCCGCUAGAUACAGCCGCCAAUUACUCAAGCUUUCAGCCAGCGGCUGCGCCUGGGGACGUAGCCAAGCCACAUGUUGUAUCCCAGACAUUCCAGAUCUCGGAGGAGAUCUCAAAGAUGUCCGUUACUCAGACACGGCAAGGUAUUACCUCGCGGCAGCUCCUGGCCGUUCUGCCAGAAUCGAACUCCAUCGUAGGCAUACCGCGGAAUGUCAUCGAUCCACGCCGUCCGGUGGGCAGAGACCCGACCCCUGCAGAGGUUACUGAGGGGUUGGUCAGGUACUCACCGGUUGUUGACUUUGAUCCCAAGUGGUAUCUGAAUCACAAGCGGGAGGUUUUCGGCAUCGUUGGGCUCAUCACGAGCCCUUCGUUAUUAGAGAGCACGAGCUUAAUUUUUGCCUACGGCCUUGAUUUGUUCGGGACGAGGGUUACACCCAGCUUCUCCUUUGAUGUGCUGGGGAAGGAUUUUAAUAAAUUGCAGAUGCUUGCGACUGUAGUCGCGCUUUUCGUUGGGGUGAUGUUUGUUGCGCCGUUGGUUCGGAGGAAACAAAUCAACUCGCGCUGGCAGAUUACAUAG
This is a messenger RNA of Coniosporium apollinis CBS 100218, 2832 nucleotides long. RefSeq lists its product as uncharacterized. The record is from RefSeq and is a predicted model, not a curated record. Bases 1 to 2832 code for a protein of 943 amino acids. Gene Ontology annotation, cellular component: EMC complex. Gene Ontology annotation, biological process: protein folding in endoplasmic reticulum. NCBI's taxonomy places the organism in Eukaryota, Fungi, Ascomycota, Dothideomycetes. The transcript has 3 exons. Gene Ontology annotation, molecular function: protein binding.